GAAGUACGUUUGUUUCGAAACAUGGAUUUUGUAAACAGACCAAAUGUCUAUAAUAUUUGAUUUGAAGUACUUACAGUAUUGCUUUUUAAAAAUUACACUGUGUGCAUUAAAUCAUCAUGCAUGCAAUCAUGCAUAAAAUUACACAUUCAUUGCAUUCGCAAUUAAUGACCAUUUAAAUUAUCCCACAGAUACAAGAAUACAUUUCAAGAUCAAUAUAACGCAAUAAAGAAGUACACUAAAUUGGUAGAAAACCUAGUUCCAAUACUUGAAACUAAACUUGAACAAUUAUUGAAGAAAAAUCCUGACAAGGAUACAGGUUGUUAUUCUGAUAACUUUGAUAAGAAUUCUUGGCAAGAAAUCCCAUUACAGAUAAACAAUUGCACGAAUCAAACGCCUUCGUUGAUAAAUUGGAGAUUUAAGUGAGUUGUCAACCUCUACACUCGGUGAUUUAUAAAGUAAUUUAAGUAUUACAACGUAUUUUGAUGUUUAAACAGAUCGGUAUGUGAGAUGUAUCGCACUGAAACUAAUUGUAUAUAAACAAAGAAACUGAUUUUCAUAUAAUGUCGAGACACCUCUGUAGCAUUCUGCCUUCUUAAUUACAAACUAUUGCAUUUUUAUCUGCAUAACAUUUUAAAUACUUAAAUUUUAUAAUGUGUAGAAUAAGUGAUAUUGUCAGCGUUGUUAGUAUAAUAAACGUAUUGUAAAUAUCUUAUAUGCUUCGCCAUCACUGAUGUUGGAAACUGGUACAAUAACCAUAAUUGGAAGACAAUUUUUUACAGCUGUGAAUAAAGCAAGGAAUAUGCUUUAUCUACGAUAUUUUUUAAUUCAUGAUAGGAUAAAUCUAUCGUUUGCAGGGUCGCAAAUAUGAUACAAUCACAUCAUAGUAAUUUCAUUACUGAUAUCUUAAAAAUAACAUGUAACUGGGAGAAUACAAAUGUUUAUGACUGUGGAAAAAUAUUGGAGGAAAAGUUGAAAGAAAAUUCACGCCAACAUGAUGAAAUACGCAAAGAAGUUUACGAUCUUCGGCUUCAUGAAAUACGCAAUCAUAAUACAUGUUUGAAGCAACACAAAUUGGGUAUACAUAUAGAGCUUCAAGCUCUGACUGUUAAUUUAGAAAAGUUUUUGCUCCAAGAGAAAUCAAAUUCAACUGAUUAUAUGAAAGAUUUGGUAGAUUUAGAAAACUUGAUUAAUGAAAUACAAACAUUCGCUAAAAUCAAACAUCUGCAAAACAAGAUCAAUCGAAGAUUUAACGAAUGCGAAAAGAUGUUACAAGACAGCAUCAGUACUUAUCAGGAUUCAUUUAACAGCAAAAUUUCAUAUUUACAUGAUAAAAACAAUACGUUCCUUCAAACAAUUAAGUGAGUGUAUACUGAAAUGUUAAAAUGUGGAGCCUUUUGUUUUAAUGCAUGUAUGUAAUUCUGUAGAUUAUUU
Messenger RNA from Orussus abietinus, 1431 nucleotides. RefSeq names its product protein FAM81B-like. The transcript has 3 exons. The record is from RefSeq and is a predicted model, not a curated record. Bases 865 to 1362 code for a protein of 165 amino acids. Lineage: Eukaryota; Metazoa; Arthropoda; Insecta; Hymenoptera; Orussidae.